AUGGCAAGUUGGCAAGCUCAUGACUCUCACCGGGAGGUGCCUUCACCUUUCGAGCCGUCCUUGCUGGAAAGCCCCUUGUGGGUCAACAGCUUCCACAAGAAGAAGGCGGUGAAGGUCGAGUCCAUCGAAGAAGACGGCGUCGCGGAGAAGAUUUAUGCCAACUGGAUCAAAGAAGAGUUGCAGAAAGAAGCGGCAUGCUUGGAGCUGCCCUUCUCUGUGGUCUUCCUGGCAUCAUUUGCUUUCUUUGCACUGGGGUAUUUGGCGCAAGAUGUUGUCAUGAGUGUCGAAAAUUCGAUCGAGACGGACAUUACCGAGAAUGCAAAUUUUGCUUUCGAAGGCUACUUCGGCAACAAGGUGAUCGGUGACGUGAACAGUUUCGCAGACUUCUGGUCAUGGACGCGGUUGGGUCUUCUUCCACUGGUCUUCCCCGAAAUGCCCUACCUCUACUCUGAGGGCCUGGCGGAGGCCGUCCCAGAGGGCUACAAUAUCAGUGCUCUUCCUCAACGAUGGUUAUAUCCUGGAUACGAAAAGCCCGCUCCUGUGCAAAAUGAUUACUUGAGGUAUAACAGAAUCAUUGGAGGACUGCGAUUUCGUCAGGAGGUUUCCACCGACGACAAGGCAACCUGCACGCACUUCGGUGAGGAAGCAACAUUCAGGACAUGGAUCGGCAAGCCAUGUACGCACUUCACUGAAUACGAGCUGCCGCCCGACCUCAUGGCCACGGAAGCCUUCAAUAGUGCACCUCAGCGCGUCGAGUGGUUUCUGCCCGAGGUCGAAGGGACAUCAGCUUUGGUUCAGCACGUGAUCGACAUGGAGGAUGGAUGCUUCUCUGCCAGAGCACAGAACCGGACAUGCCUGUGCCAGUGGUGCAACGCGCAGGUGGGCCCACAUCCUUGGCUGGAUGAGCAGACACAACGAGUCGAGGUGGCCUUCAUAACGUACAAUGCACAUUAUGGUCUUUACAACCUUGCGACAGCUAACUUCUGGUUCUCCAGAGGUGGCAACAUUUUCAAGCUGGUCUUCGUUCGGUCUUCUUGGGCCGGGCUGGAGGUGCGAGAGCCGGGUGUGCUGGCCCUGAUCGCUAUCUCGGGGGUCCUGUGGGUUGGCGGCUGCCUCUACCUUGCAAAGGGCGAGCUGUUGGAGAUGGCAAGAAUGAUUCAGCGCUCCAACAAGAUCUGGUACUACACCCUGGCGCAGGACUACCUUGGUUUCUGGAAUUGCGUCGACUGGCUGGCGAUCAUCAUGACAACUGUAAUUUCCAUAAGCUUUGGAGUGCUCCACAUCUUUAUCGGUGAUGUCAAUGGCAAGUUGGGAGCCAUCGUGAUGGAGGUGGACAGCAAUGGCUAUCCCCCACUGGAAACGUAUCGGGAGAUCGUGUCCGACUUUGCGGAUGCCAUUGUGGCGAUGCUUGAUGCGGAGCGCAACCUCAGACUUUGGCUCUGUAUCUACCCUGUCGUACUGCUGAUGCGGUUGUUCAAGUCUUUUGCCGCUCAGAAGCGCCUAGCCAUUGUGACGGACACCUUUAGGAUGGCCUACAACGACUUGAUGCACUUUUUCAUCGUCUUCGCAUCCGUGUACUUCUGUAUGACGGUCAAUGCCGUCAUUUUCUUCGGUCAGGACAUCUUGGACUUUGCUACCAUAGAUCGGGCACUGCAUGCGUGCUUUCGGGCCAUGCUGGGUGACUGGGACUGGGACGAGAUGGGAAAGAUCGGAAUUCACAGAGCCUUCGCAUGGUUCUUCUUCUUCAUGGUGGUGAUGGUCAUGAUUCUGAUGAAUAUGCUGGUCGCAAUUCUGAUGGAGGCAUAUGGUGUGGUCAAAGACGAUGCCAAGCAUGCGGACUCUCUGUUGGAGCAGACCAAGAAUAUCCUUCGGCGUGCACGUCAAAACAAGCGGAAAGAACGAGUGAACCUCAGUUCCAUUUGGGAUGCACUGCGCAAGGAGCACAACAACGACGAAGAUGCCUUGCUAAGCAGCGAGCGGAAGAUUACUCCAAGCCUUCUGCGGGACAUCGUGGAGGGCAUCCCUGCCUCGCAAGCGCUGCGCACUUUGAAGAACUCCCAAAUCGACUACGACAAGAAGGUGGAUCCUGCCUUCGAGCUGCAGGACUUCAAGGUGGGCCUGACCAACAUGGUGACUCGCCUCGAUUACUCGGCCCUGUGUGCCACCUACCUGAGCGAAAAGAUUAGGCAAUACCAGGAUCUUGCCAAAGCCGAGGGCCGCGACACGGGCGGAUUUGACAAAGCACUAACAACUCUAAGCCUUCCUCUUGGCGAGCUGGAGGGUGCCCAACCGACGGAUGUCGAGACAUAUGAGAACAGCGCAGAGCAGGCCCUCGAAAAAGUCAAGGCCUUGGCCCGGGACCACUCCACCGAGAUGGCUGAUGGCAUUGCCGCAAUCUUGGGGGAGGAGAUGCAGGAGCUGGAGAAAAGACAGUACAACCAGCGAAAAGCAAUCAACACCACGUGCGAGCAGCUCCAGACAUGGUCCAUCACCUCAGUAGCACCUGUGCCGACAUCUCCAGCCUCACAGCGCAGUUGGGAUCUUCCGCCGGGCCAGCAGUGCGAGGAGAAGCCUCUGCUCCGCGAGUACACGCAGCAAGAACCGACCAAGCUUGCCAUUGGCGUCGAAGGCGGGUUCUUGCCAGACGACAAGUACGAGACAAUCAAGGAGUACUCCCUUUUAGUUGCUACAGCGGGUGAGCGCACUACGUUGCCAUACCCCAGCUUGGAGCUUACCGGCUCUUGUGAGGACCUGCCGAUGAUCGUUUCCAGCGUGUGCGAGGCAAUCGUCGCGCACCAGGCCUUUGGCAGAGCUAAGCAACAGACUUCAACCGAGACCGGUCCUUCUACGCUGUUGCCAUGGGCGGACGUCACGGCCGAAGCAUCGAAGACCUGCCGCGGCCGUUUGACUUUCUGUAGGUCUCCAAGGCCUCUGUUUCCCGGGCCUGCCGCAAUGGUGGCAAUUUCUGGCGUGACGCCGGCUGUGGCCGGCACCAGUGCUUCCUCCGAGCCAUCAGAGAGGAUCUCUUUCGCAAACCAGGCCGAGUUGAUUCUCACUCUGGUGGGCUACGCUGUCGGCGUGGGAAAUGUGUGGCGCUUCCCGUACCUGACAUACACGUAUGGUGGAGGGGCCUUCCUGAUUCCCUACGGUCUCAGCUUGCUGCUGCUGGGCAUUCCACUCUUCGUGCUUGAACUGGGCCUUGGGCAGCUGACUCGACGGGGAACGCUGGGAAUGUGGACCAAGCUUGGCUUGCCACGAUGGCAGGGUGUCGGCCUCGCAGCGAUGAUGUGCACCUAUCUGGUGGGCCUGUACUACAUUGUCGUCCUUGCUUGGACGAUCUUCUACCUGGGCAGGACUCUUGCUGCCUUGCCAUCCGGACAUCUGCCAUGGAGCGAUGUGGCUCCCGGGGUCACUUGCCCUACAAAGGAUCUCUACCUGCACCAGACAGUCGCGGACAGCGACUACCUGGUUGACAGCAUCACAGGUUUGCUGAAUUCCAGCUUUGUUGCGAGCACGUGGUGCCCGGCGAAAUCCGGCGACCAGCCGCCUGCGGACUACGUGCUGAAGACGCUGCAGCCAACGAGGUGUCCAGCACGAAUGGCGAAGAUCUUCUGGGAAGAGCAAGCCUUGAAUCAAAGCAGUGGAUUGGACGAGCUCGGAGGCUUGAACCCGGGUCUGGUGGUGUCCCUGACCAUUGCUUGGCUGGUGAUUUGGCUGAUUGUUUUCAAGGGCGUGAAGUCCUCUGGCAAGGUUGUGUAUGUCACAGCCACGCUGCCAUACGUCUGCUUGGGCAUUUUCUUGGUCCGCGCGCUGACGUUGCCAAACGCCUUUGUUGGCCUGAAGUUCCUAUUCGAAGCAGACUUUAGCCAUCUCGCAGACCCGCAAGUUUGGAUCCACGGAGCUGUGCAGAUCUUUUUUUCCUUGGGCGUGGGCUACGGGUCCAUUGUCGCUUUCGGUUCCUAUGGAAGCAAGAGCGGGAACUUUGUCCGAGAUGCCACCUCUGUUGCGAUCACCAACUGCGGCACCUCAGUCCUUGCCGCUUGCGUGGUGUUUCCCGUUCUGGGGUUUCUCGCUCAAGAGUUGCACGAGACGGACCCGUGCAUCUCCGCAGACAGCCUGGAUAGCUUGAAGAGCAUUGGCUUGUCGGGAACAGGACUUGCCUUUGUCGCUUUUCCAAUUGCAGUGUCGCAGAUGCCCGGUAGCUUCUUUUUCGCUAUACUCUUCUUUUUCAUGAUGUUGCUGCUGGGCAUCGACUCGCAGUUUGCAUACAUCGAAACAUUGGCCACCGUUCUGGCUGAUGCCGGAUGGGGGGAGCGACUCCCGCGUCCAGCUCUGGCAGGAUUGAUCUGCUUCGUCUCCUAUCUGAUUGGGCUGAUCUUCGUCUCCAGAGCAGGGAUCUAUUUCCUGGAUCUGUUUGACAACUACGUCAGCAUCUACGUCAUGUUUGCCGUGGGAUGUCUAGAAUGCGUCGGUUUGAUCUGGACUCGGCAGGGUCAGACUUGGGAGCACUUCAAGUCUUUGUGCAUGGAUCACACUGGUCGCCACUUGGGCCGCCUGUACGAGGUGGUUUGGGGAUGGAUCUGUCCAGGGCUGUGCUUGUUGCUGGUGAUCGUCAGCAUCACGCCGCCCUUUGGGAAGUUGGAUGUCAUGGAACAGGUUUUUUUCCCAGCUGGACGAUUCCUCUUGGAUGGACCAUUGCUUCGCUACCCAUCGCUGCCAUGGCUGCGACUUGCUCAGUUCAGUCGCAGAUGGGUCGCAGCAUGGCAAGAGCUCAUGCACAGCAGUCGUGUAGCGCUGCGCUACGCCCCGGAGAAAGUUCGCCGUUCCCAGAAGACCUUGCAAUCAGGACUUGGUGCAGUUACCAGCAUCCAGAAAGAUCAGUCCAAAUCCAAAGGACUGGGUGUCAGGUGUGAGAAGAGUGGGGACACGCAGAACCUGUGGCUCAACCUGUCCGAUGGGUUUAUCGGAGGCGGCCGCAAGUUCUGGGAUGGCUCUGGUGGCAGCAAUGGCGCACUGGACCACUUCACAGAGGAGCACGCGAAGGGCAACUUUUACCCCCUUGUUGUGAAGCUGGGAACGAUCACGCCGGCAGGGGCCGACGUUUACUCUUAUGCUCCCGACGAAGACAAGAUGGUGAAGGACCCUUUGCUGGCCAAGCAUUUGGAGCACUGGGGGAUUGACGUCAUGAAGAUGGAGAAGACUGAUAAGACGCUGGCUGAGAUGCAGGUGGACCUCAAUCUGAACUAUGACUGGUCGAAAAUCUGCGAAUCCGGAGACAAGCCGCUGGUGCGCCUCCGAGGGCCAGGUUUGGUUGGCCUCAAGAAUCUUGGGCAGUCCUGCUACAUGAACUCUUCGGUUCAGCUACUACUCGCACUGCCGGAAGUGAAGCAGCGCUACUUGGACGCGGAUCUGAAGAUCCGAACAUCUGCACCUGCAGAAGUCCAGAAUGACCUGCUCAGCCAGGUGGCCAAGCUAGUCAGCGGCCUCAACGGUUCACGCUAUGCACCACCUUUGAAAGAUGGUGAUGACGAGGAGGAUCCGAGCAAGGUUCGGAGUGGCUCGCAUGUGCCUGAUGAUCAAUGCUGCCACUUCGCGCAGUACUUCUUGGAGCAGAUCGCACGCUUCGAGCGAAGUACAGCAAGGUCCAGCAGAACAUGCUUGGACUUCCAGCGGGUGAAGCUGGAUGAUGCCGAAAACCUUCAAGAGGUCACGGCUUUCAGAGCAGCGAAGGACAAGGAUGAGCAAGAGGCCAAGAAGCCCAAAACGGAAGGCGAGCCGGAAGAACCGAAGCCAGUGAUACCGUUAUCGUCUUGUUUGGCUCGCUUUGGAGCUCCGGAGGAUGGCGUUCAGUUUCGAGGCAGCUCUGCGUCCAAGACGUCAAGACUGGCCAGCAUGCCCAGGUACUUACUGGUGCAACUUCAGCGGUACUACGUGGACGAGAAAUGGCCAGAGACAUUGAAUCUGGAGCACCUGCGUGGCAGGGGCCUUCAGCCAGGAGAGGAGCCGGUACCGGAGGAAGCGGAUGCUCCCCAGCUGGAAGCCCUGGCUUGCCUCUCCGCCCACAGCCCACAGCAUCGAAGCUUGACGAAGGCCACGUUGGUGUCCAUGGACAUCGGUGAGAAUGCUGUCAGCCAAGCGUGCCAGCCUGGCCGUGGGCAACUCCAGCGCCGAAGCCGCGAUCGCAUGGUGUUUUUCGAGCACAACACUGACCCCGACAUCAACGAUCCCUUGAGUGCAGCAGGAGGAGCUGGUGGGGCAGCCGAAUCUGGCGGCGAUGCGCCAGACCCGGAAGCAGUUUCCAUGCUGUGCUCGAUGGGCUUUGCCCAGAGUCACGUGCAAGCUGCGCUCAAGUCGUGCAUGAACAGUGCGGAGAGAGCUGCAGACUGGUUGUUUUCCCACUCGGACGACUUGGAUGGAGCUGUCGCCUCCCUGGGUGGCCAGUCCGGUGGUGCAAGUGCACUACCAAAGGAUUAUGACGACGGCGUCGGGGAGUACACACUGGUCGGCUUCGUGUCGCACAUCGGAAAGCAUACCUCGCAUGGGCACUACGUUUGCCACAUGCGCCGGGGAGAAGGUGCUUCCUGGGUCAUCUUUGAUGACAGCAAGGUCGCGCAGUCUGAAGCUCCACCUCUUGAUCUGGGCUACAUCUACCUGUACAGGAGAAAGGACGUACGUGCAAAUGCCGGUAUCUCCUGCUCUGCCUCAAGUUCAUGA
Molecule: messenger RNA, 6714 nt
Organism: Symbiodinium sp. CCMP2456
Lineage: Eukaryota; Dinophyceae; Suessiales; Symbiodiniaceae
Source: the annotation of a GenBank genome assembly